Lobosporangium transversale is the source of this 874-nucleotide messenger RNA. RefSeq names its product high mobility group box domain-containing protein. NCBI's taxonomy places the organism in Eukaryota, Fungi, Mortierellomycota, Mortierellomycetes, Mortierellales, Mortierellaceae. The transcript is spliced from 3 exons. The coding region runs from base 135 to 719 and encodes 194 amino acids. The record is from RefSeq and is a predicted model, not a curated record.
UGUGCUCUUUUUCUCUUGUCUCUCUCCUCUCUCUCUUACACCCACUUUCCCCUUUCCGACACAUUCAUUCAUAUUACUUUUCUUGCACGUCUCUCCUGCACCAUCACAUUCACAUACACUUUACAUAUAAAGACAUGCCCAAGGAACAGAAGGUCAAGGCUGCAAAGCCCCCAAAGAAAACCCCCGCUUUGGCUAUGCCUAAACGUCCUGGCACCUCCUGGAACAUGUUCUUCAGAGAGCACAUGGAGAGAGUCAAGGCUUCAGGCAAGCCUGUGGUUCCCACUGUCGAGGGCGCCAUCGCCGCUCAAUUGUGGAAGGGGCUUAGUGAGGAUGAGAAACAGGUCUAUCAAGACAGAUACAAGGCCAACUUUGAGCAGUUCAAGAAGGAGACUAAGCAGCGUCUUCAGGAAUUGACUCCUGCGGAAUACAAGGCUGAGAACCAGCGUCGUCAGGCUUUACGUGAUUCUGGAAAGAAGGGACUACCUUCACUCAAGGAUCCCAAUGCCCCUAAGAGGCCAUUGUCCAACUUCUUCCUUUAUGCCAAAGAUCUCCGUGAAUCUGGCAAGUAUGCUCACCUGUCCCUUAAGGAGCAGUCCAAGGCCUUUGCUGACGCCUGGGCUACGCUUCCUGAGGCCCAGAAGAAUAAGUACACAGAAAUGAACAGGGUCGCAAUGGAGGCCUACAAGAUCGAGAAGGCCGCUUAUGACGCUCAGGCCUAAAAAAAUAUAUAUAGCCAUCACUCAUUUUCUCUUUUUUCUUUUGUCAAGCAUUAUCAUUAUGUAGUUGUCCUGUAGUCUUUUUUCCUUUCAUUUGAUCAAUAUUGAUCAUUAAUUCUUGCUGCUUGUCUUUUUCUCAAAUCAAAAUUAUUCAUCUC